AUGUACAAGGUGUGUUGGCCCAAAGGUUACAGUGAUAUAAACCUUUUGGUUGCAAUGGAUGAUGCCAUUGAUGAUGGAGUUGACGUGCUAUCAAUAUCUAUCGGUGGGGCAUCAAAUGGCUUCUUUGACAAUUCCUUUGCGAUUGGUUCCUUUCAUGCAAUGAAGAAGGGGAUUUUCGUAGCAUGUUCAGCGGGGAAUAGCGGCCCAGAUUUGUAUACAGUACAGAACACAACUCCUUGGAUAAUGACUGCUGCUAUUGCUAACCUAGGCUAUGGUGCUGGCCAGAUUGACCCUGUUAGUGCACUGCACCCCGGUUUGAUCUAUGACUUGUCAAAGUUUGACUACAUCCGCUUCCUAUGUGAAGAGGGCUACAGUGGAACAACUCUACGCUUGUUCACUAAAGAUAACACCGAUUGUGCAAGUGUCCCUGACAUUGGAGGAGAUGAUUCCUUAAAUUACCCAUCCAUGUAUUAUCAAUUUCAAAACCCUAACACUAGUAUAAACGUCGUCUUUCAUAGGACAAUUACAAAUGUGGGACUUAAAAAUUCCAUAUACAAGGCAACUGUCAAGGCGUUGAGGAAUCUCAAGGUCUCUAUUAUUCUGAACGUACUGGCUUUUAGUUAG
Messenger RNA from Quercus robur (English oak), 624 nucleotides. RefSeq names its product subtilisin-like protease SBT4.15. Gene Ontology annotation, molecular function: serine-type endopeptidase activity. The transcript has 2 exons. The record is from RefSeq and is a predicted model, not a curated record. Bases 1 to 624 code for a protein of 207 amino acids. Gene Ontology annotation, biological process: proteolysis. NCBI's taxonomy places the organism in Eukaryota, Viridiplantae, Streptophyta, Magnoliopsida, Fagales, Fagaceae.